AUGGGAGAUCACACUUGCAUUCGAAAUGAUUUUGCUCCAGUUGCUAUCCCAUCACCGCCUCCAUCGGCAGGAUUCGAUUCAGAUCGAUUCAUAGAGGCAAAGGGUGGCCGGGGUCCUCCCCCGGCCAUAGACCCCUCUGCUGCAAACCGAGCAUUCUUGCAGCCGAAUAUGCCGACACCAGCUAACAGUGUCCAUUUGUCACCUCUUCCUACUAGUCCAGCACCGCAUGCACUGCGCCCGUCUCAUCCGACCGGUGAUUCCGAGGACAACUUGGAUACGGUCUUUUCAUUCCCCAUGCCUGGAAAUAGGUCGCCGACUGAAAUCAGGACACCAAGUCCAAUGACAAAUCGGAAUCCGAUUCAAUCACGUCCACCAGCCUUGUCUCCGGGACUAGGAGUCAGUUUAAGGCCAGAGAAUAUACAGCUUCCACCUAGCCCAAUGCCACCAAAGUCCCCAGAGCCAAAUCAUCGCAGGGAGGACUCGACGGUGAGCCACAGCAGCUACCGGUCGUCUUUCGCCAGCAGCCGCUACGGUGAUUCCACAACGAGGUCAUCAGCAAACAGCCUCUCGCGUGGUUUCCAGUCAUUUAUGGACGAUAUACCGCCAGUGCCGGUGGCACCUCUCCGCGCCUCUAAGAAUGCUUCUUUCCCUCGUGACUCUGACGCCUCGGCGAUUUCAUCCCGGAUUAGCAAGGAAGAAGCCAAUGGAUUCGACUUUGGUAUUCCUACAGCCCAAAGCCCGAUUGCCGGACUACAUGAUCUCCCGGAGGAAUCCCCUCUAUUCCAGGAUCGUACUGAAUAUAUCGCUUUCCGUCCUGGACAACACCAGCUCCACCCCGCGACAGCGGCAACGGAGCCAGGUAGCGAUGCGCCAAGGAAAGGCUCCAACGCAAGUACAGCAAGUGCAUUUUCUGUCACUAGCUUCGCCCGGGCUCUCGGUCUGGACGAUGAAAUGAAUCACUCUGAAAGCUCGGGCUCUGAUUCAUCCCGUUCCGAUACCCGCAGUGGUAGUUCUAUGUCCAGCCUUCCCUCCGAUGCUAGCUUCAACCGAUACAAACCAGUCGAACCGCUCAAUCUAUCACCCUUGGCCGAAGAAAUGCCUGGCCGGACCCGACAGACGAUUUUAGAAAUACCCAGUCGUGUACCGAGCGCCAUAGGAGGUGUCCCUCCUAUCCCGGCUGCUUUCUUCAGUCCGGAUUCACCUACCGACCCUUCAAUUAACAAAGGUGGUGUAUCGUUGAUUGCAGAGAGGAAAGAAAUCCCCCCGAGUCCGACUCCAACACAACCAAAACAAUCCAUCCCCCGAAAGUCACCACCACAACGCUCAUUCACAGCACCCAUACCACUCCCCAAAACACCAACAACACCAACCCGGUCCUCUACUGGACGUUCAAAGGGGCAGUGCAAAGGCUGCAAUGAGACGAUCACAGGAAAAUCGAUAUCAUCCUCAGACGGCCGUCUCACAGGCCGAUAUCACCGAGGCUGUUUCGUUUGCUUCGAGUGCCACUCUCCCUUCCAAACAGCCGAUUUUUACGUCCUCAAUAACAAACCCUACUGCGGACAACAUUAUCACGAGCGCAACGGGUCCCUUUGCUCCGGUUGUCACAUCGGCAUCGAGGGCCACUACCUAGAGACAGUCGAUCGGAAUCCUGCACGACCAGAUCGCCGUCGAUUCCACCCACAGUGUCUACAGUGUCGUACAUGUCACGUCCUUCUCAAAGGUGACUACUUCGAGUGGAAUGGCCAAGUCUUCUGCGAAAGAGAUGCUCGCCGAGCCGCAGCCUCUCAACAUCCACCACUGCCUUCCGGUCCUCCUGGUCCUCCUGGUCCCCCUGGGCCCCCUGGUCGUCGUCGGCCUACAUUGGCUUCAUCUCCACUGGCCCAGUCUGGUCACUUCCCGCCGGGCUCGUACCCUCCGCCUGGCGGAAGACCAGGUCCUGGAUAUGGACCUCCACCUGGGUCUGGGCCUGGACUCCACCCCGGUGCUCGAUUCCCUCCUGGAGGUGGAGGUAGGUUCCCUGAACGACGGACUACUAGGCUCAUGAUGGCUUGA
This is a messenger RNA of Penicillium vulpinum, 2052 nucleotides long. RefSeq names its product LIM domain-containing protein. The transcript is spliced from 3 exons. The coding region runs from base 1 to 2052 and encodes 683 amino acids. Lineage: Eukaryota; Fungi; Ascomycota; Eurotiomycetes; Eurotiales; Aspergillaceae. The record is from RefSeq and is a predicted model, not a curated record.